Messenger RNA from Cuscuta europaea, 1183 nucleotides. NCBI's taxonomy places the organism in Eukaryota, Viridiplantae, Streptophyta, Magnoliopsida, Solanales, Convolvulaceae. The record is from the annotation of a GenBank genome assembly.
CUCAGAUUCUUCACUAAACCUCGCUGUCCUCUUCUCCUUCCAAUCUCCAAAAUCUUCAAUGGCCGUUCAAGCAAAUCGCAAUAUAUUUCUUCAAGAACUGUCGGAUUUCAUACCCUUGAGUCAUGAGGAAACUUUCCCAGAUUUGGCUGAUAUCAAACCAAUGAUCACCGGAUUUCAUGGUAUAUUGCCGUCGUUUAAUGUAUCUCAGCCGGCGACGGCGACGGAAUAUGGCGUCGACGGUUAUAUUGGAAAUCAGGAUGUUACCCGGAAGAGACGAGCUCCUGGAGAUUCGAUCAAGUUGUCCCCUUUUUUUGCAUCGCAGAAAAUUAAAAAUCAAAGCUUUAACCAAAACCCAUAUGUUCCCGACAAUGGCGAUUUUCCGGCUCUCCGGCAAUAUCAGGUCGAGAUAGACCGGAUCGUGUCUCAGCAUGCAAAGAAAUUGAAGGUUGAAAUUGAGAAGAGAAAUAAGCAGAUAAUGACGGCGGUGAUCGGAGAAGGGCUGAUGAAGAAAUUAAGCGAAAAAGAGGACGAGAUCCGGCAAAUGUGCAAAUGGAAUCUUGCGCUUCAAGAAAGGGUGAAAAAUCUCGACUUGCAGAAGCAGCUCUGGCGAGACAUGGCCUACAAAAAAGCGGCCGCCGCCGACUCCCUCCGUGCCAAUUUAGAUAAGCUCCUCUCCAGCGCCGCCGCGGUGGACGAAGAUUCGGCGUCCUCCUGCUGCGGAAGCAGCGGCGACGCCCGCGGCGGCCGGAUCUGCCGGCGUUGCCGAGUGAGAGAGUCGAGUGUUUUGCUGCUUCCUUGCCGGCAUCUGUGUCUUUGCGCAAUGUGUUUUGGGUCAAUUCAGAUUGACAAUUGCCCAGUUUGCAAUUCAGACGCUAAUGCCUCUCUUCACGUUAAUUCUUCUUCUGAUUGACCAAGAAGAUAACCAGGAAAAGAUUGAAAUAUUACCAUUUUUAGAUUUUAGAUCUUGGUGUAAUUAGAUUCUUUACCUCGGUGAUAGAAUUCAAAUUUUCUAUGCCAUGCCUUUUUUGUGAUUCUUUACUUUGGUUUCCUUCCACAUUUUAAUUUAUUUAAGGGAAAAGAUUGAAAUAUUACCAUAUUUAGUUGCUCAAAUAGUUAUUAUAUUGAAAUGUAAGAUAUUGUAUAUUCGAGUUUGCAAAUGUCACCCCUCAAUUGUUCAAAUUGC